Molecule: messenger RNA, 2677 nt
Organism: Rhinichthys klamathensis goyatoka
Lineage: Eukaryota; Metazoa; Chordata; Actinopteri; Cypriniformes; Leuciscidae
Gene: gfpt1
Product: glutamine--fructose-6-phosphate transaminase 1
Exons: 19
Coding region: 110-2155 (681 amino acids)
Biological process (GO): carbohydrate derivative biosynthetic process; fructose 6-phosphate metabolic process; protein N-linked glycosylation
Molecular function (GO): carbohydrate derivative binding; L-glutamine:D-fructose-6-phosphate transaminase (isomerizing) activity
Source: RefSeq, a predicted model, not a curated record
UCGAGGCGCGGCCUUCUUUCUCAACCAAUAACAAUCGUUGUGGGCGGGUUUUCACUGACAGCCUUUCAGAACGAGGAACUAAGCAGCUUUUGGCAGCAGAAACGGAGACAUGUGUGGAAUCUUUGCGUAUCUGAAUUAUCACGUGCCUCGCACUCGCCGUGAGAUCCUUGAGGUCCUUAUCAAAGGUCUGCAUCGGCUGGAGUACCGUGGCUAUGACUCCGCAGGUGUGGGUAUUGAUGGGGGAAACAGUAAGGAAUGGGAAACCAACUCCAAGAGCAUCCACCUGAUCAAACAAUCAGGAAAAGUGAAAGCCUUGGAUGAUGAAAUCCACAGGCAGCAGGAUGUUGAUCUUGAGGUGGAGUUCGAUGUGCACCUGGGAAUCGCUCACACUCGAUGGGCCACUCAUGGAGCCCCCAGCCCUGUCAACAGCCACCCGCAAAGAUCAGACAAGAACAACGAGUUUAUUGUCAUCCAUAAUGGAAUCAUCACCAACUACAAAGACCUGAAGAAGUUUCUGGAGAGUAAAGGUUAUGAGUUUGAGUCUGAGACAGAUACAGAGACCAUCGCUAAGCUGUUGAAGUACAUGUAUGACAACCGGGAGAGCGACAUCACCUUCGCCACCCUCGUUGAACAAGUCACCCAACAACUAGAAGGAGCUUUUGUCCUUGUCUUCAAAAGUGUGCACUAUCCAGGAGAGACAGUAGGCAGCAGGAGAGGAGGUCCAUUACUGAUUGGAGUUAGAAGUGACCACAAGCUUUCCACAGAUCACAUCCCCAUCCUGUAUCGCUCCUCUGGUAAAGAUAAAAAGAGCUGCAGUACUCUGCCCAGGUUGGACCAGGACACGUGUCUAUUUCCUGUGGAGGAGAAAGCUGUGGAAUACUACUUCGCAUCUGAUGCCAGUGCUGUCAUCGAGCACACCAAUCAGGUCAUCUUCCUCGAGGACGAUGAUAUUGCGGCAGUGAGUGACGGUCGUCUCUCCAUUCAUCGGAUCAAGCGCACCGCGGGAGACCAUCCGGCCCGCGCCAUCCAGACCCUUCAGAUGGAACUGCAGCAGAUCAUGAAGGGAAACUUCAGUUCCUUCAUGCAGAAGGAGAUCUUUGAGCAGCCAGAGUCAGUGGUCAACACCAUGAGAGGAAGAGUGAACUUUGAGAACAACACAGUGACCUUGGGAGGGCUGAAAGACCACAUUAAAGAGAUCCAGAGAUGUCGAAGGCUCAUUUUGAUCGCCUGUGGGACCAGUUACCAUGCUGGAGUUGCAACUCGUCAGGUACUGGAAGAACUGACUGAACUUCCUGUCAUGGUGGAGCUGGCCAGUGAUUUCCUGGACCGAAACACGCCUGUCUUCCGAGAUGAUGUGUGCUUUUUCAUCAGUCAGUCAGGAGAGACUGCAGACAGUCUGUUGGCUCUGCGCUACUGUAAGGAGAGAGGCGCUCUGACGGUGGGCAUCACCAACACUGUGGGCAGCUCCAUCUCAAGGGAAACAGACUGUGGCGUUCACAUCAACGCUGGCCCAGAAAUUGGUGUGGCAAGCACCAAGGCGUACACAAGUCAGUUUGUGGCUCUCAUCAUGUUCGCCCUGUUGAUGUGUGAUGAUAGAAUCUCAGUGCAGCCGCGCAGGCGAGAAAUCAUUCAAGGCCUCAAAGUGCUGCCAGACUUGAUCAAGGAGGUGUUGAGUCUGGACGACGAGAUUCAGAAGUUGGCAACUGAGCUGUAUCAACAGAAGAGUGUUCUCAUUAUGGGCCGAGGCUACCACUACGCCACCUGUCUGGAGGGAGCUUUGAAAAUCAAGGAGAUCACGUACAUGCAUUCAGAGGGGAUUCUAGCUGGAGAGCUGAAGCAUGGGCCGCUGGCUCUAGUGGACAAACUCAUGCCUGUCAUAAUGAUCAUCAUGAGAGACCAUACGUACAACAAAUGCCAAAACGCACUGCAGCAGGUGGUGGCAAGACAGGGCCGUCCAAUCGUAAUCUGCGAUAAGGAGGACUAUGAGACCAUCAACAACUCCAGUCGCACCAUUAAAGUGCCUCACUGUUUGGACUGCCUCCAGGGAAUCCUCUGCGUCAUUCCUCUACAGCUGCUCUCCUUCCACCUCGCGGUGCUGCGCGGAUUCGACGUUGAUUGCCCAAGAAACCUGGCCAAGUCUGUGACUGUUGAGUAAACACUUCCUGAUCAAUGCCCCAAACACACACUCUCUCUUACACACACACACACACACACACACACACACACACACACACACACACACACACACACACACACACACACACACACACACACACACACACACACACACACACACACACAUACAUAUAUGCGCAAGUACAGAAUAUCAAAACAUGAAGACAAUGAGUUUUAUACAUGCCAGCUUUCAUCGAACGGUCCUAAAGAACCUGAGGUGUUCCUCCUAUAACUGUAUCUCGUCUCAGAGCAUGAAUCUGGCUUCAUAUCAUUGCUGUUGACUGGAAUGUGAUUUAUUUUUGUCUUUUAGUGGUGGCGUGGUAUGGGGUGGCGACACUAGAUGUCACACACCGUGUGGCUUAUAACACGCUUCUAUUACAGCUGUUUAUUGCUCUAUUCAUAAUUUUAGAUUGUCCCAGAAAGACAUCUAGAUGCUUCUCAUCAAAUACACAUGCAUUUGUGUAGCAAAGAUGGCGUUCCAGUUUGCAUUCAGUGCUUAGUG